AUUUUUUGCAUAGUACAAAGCGCCGGCAGAAGAAGCAGCAGGAACCGGCAUCGGGAACCCAAACUGUAGGAAGUGGGAAAGCUGGAAAGAAGCGGCGGAGCAAUGGCAAUUCUGAAGUUCUUGCGAAACAAACUGUAACGUAUCUAAGGCACUCUUAGCAGCAGAAACAACGUACAAUUUAUAACAAUCAAACAACAACAAACAAAACAACAGCAUAACAGCACAACAAUAAAUAUGCGCUCCAUGCAUCCCAGUACAUGAUGAAGACGAAUCGGCUGGUGUUGCUGCGGCACGGUGAGAGCGAGUUUAAUCUGGAGAACAAAUUCUGCGGCUGGCACGAUGCGCCACUCACUGAAAACGGUGAACGAGAGGCCUGCAUGGUGGCCACCCCAGCGAUCCUCCAGUCUCAACUUGAUUUCGAUGUGGUGUACACUUCGGUGUUGGAUCGCUCCAAAAAGACCGCCGAUCUGAUACUCAGCAAUAUGAAUCGCGCCUAUGUGCCGGUGAAGGCCGACUGGCGCCUGUGCGAGCGCCACUAUGGGAAUCUGACGGGCUUCAAGAAGCGCGAGAUAGCGAAUAUUUAUGGAGAGGAUCAGGUGCAGGCCUGGCGACGCGGCUACGAUGACGUGCCACCGGCAAUUGAUGUGGAAAAUCGGUAUUACUACACGAUCCGAAACAAUCCCAUCUUCGACGAUGUGCCGGCGGGUCAGUUCCCGCUGACAGAGUCCCUUGGCAUGUGUGUGGAUCGCGUGGAGCCCGUGUGGAAGGAGAUCAAGCAAGAGGUACUCAACGGCACGAGAGUCUUGAUCUGUGUUCAUGGAACGGUUACGCGGGCCCUAGUCAAGCACAUUGAGGGUAUCUCCAAAGAGGCCAUCCAGAAAGUGAACAUUCCCAACUGCAUUCCCCGAGUGUACGAGUUCAACAUGAAGACUGGGGAUCUGCUUGGGGGUGCCAUCAAUCUUGGUGAUCCGGAAUAUAUCAAAAAGAAGACGGCUCAGGUGGCAGCCAUCGGCGAUUAAAUUUAGCGAAAACUUCAAAAUAAAUCGCGAAUUAUUAUGAAUCUACACAGAAGAAGCUCUUGCAGUUGGCGUUGUUCGAGCGUAUAUGCAUACAUAAAAUAUAUUUAAACCAUAAGUUAUAUCCCUAUACACACUAUAUUUUCGACCAAAAAUAUACAGUUACAAAUAAUACUAAAGUUAA
Molecule: messenger RNA, 1200 nt
Organism: Drosophila subobscura
Lineage: Eukaryota; Metazoa; Arthropoda; Insecta; Diptera; Drosophilidae
Product: phosphoglycerate mutase 2
Exons: 4
Coding region: 258-1019 (253 amino acids)
Biological process (GO): glycolytic process
Molecular function (GO): intramolecular phosphotransferase activity
Source: RefSeq, a predicted model, not a curated record